Balaenoptera ricei (Rice's whale) is the source of this 6749-nucleotide messenger RNA. It is a transcript of the gene ZNF12, whose product is annotated as zinc finger protein 12. Bases 546 to 2633 code for a protein of 695 amino acids. The transcript is spliced from 8 exons. The record is from RefSeq and is a predicted model, not a curated record. Gene Ontology annotation, biological process: regulation of transcription by RNA polymerase II. Lineage: Eukaryota; Metazoa; Chordata; Mammalia; Artiodactyla; Balaenopteridae. Gene Ontology annotation, cellular component: nucleus. Gene Ontology annotation, molecular function: RNA polymerase II cis-regulatory region sequence-specific DNA binding; DNA-binding transcription activator activity, RNA polymerase II-specific.
CACGGUUUGUGCGUGUUGGCGCACGCUCAUCGUUGCCGCGCCGCCCCCGCUUCCAGUGCGUGCCCAGGUCCCCGCUGGUCGUCGUUCUCAGGCCCAGAGCCGGCUCCUCCGGCCCAGUGGCCUCGUGAGGUGGCAAGGAGGGACCCCGGGAGAGGAGCGCGCCGGAGGAGCAGCCCCCGGCCCGGAGCCUCGGGAGCCCAGGGCCGGUCCGCGAGUCCCGACGGGGUCCGCCUCCACUGCCACAGUCCUGCACGUUGUUCCAAGAGCAGCGGAAAAUGAAUCGGUCUCCGGAGUGAAGACGAAUGGGCAAUUGAGGCCCUGGUCCAGGCGGCCCACCCUCGCAGCACAGGAGCUCUUCACCGCCAGAUGAGCUGGAGACAUUUAAGACGCUCACUAACUUGACGGCGCGGAGACUUCUGGGAAAUAGAGUCCUGGUGCUUGUCCCGCUCUCCGGGCGGGCUUUGGCAGGCGGACUUCCGGCGUCUUCCUGCGCAGGUCCGCCUCCACUGUCACAGUCCUGCACGUUGUUCCAAGAGCAUCGGAAAAUGAAUCAGUCUCUGGGGCCAGUGUCAUUCAAGGACGUGGCUGUGGACUUCACCCAGGAUGAGUGGCAGCAGCUGGACCCUGAGCAGAAGACAACCUACAGGGAUGUGAUGCUGGAGAACUACAGCCACCUCGUUUCUUUGGGGUGUCUCAUUAUCAAACCGGAAGUUAUCACCAAGUUGGAGAAAGGAGAAGAGCCAUGGAUAGUGGGAGGAGAAUUCCUACUUCAGAGUUACCCAGAAGAAGACUGGGAAGUCCAUGAUCUGAUAGAGGGAGCCCAGGAAAAUGAAGACAAACAUUCAAGGCAAACUGAAUCUGUCAACAACAAAACCGUGAUUGAAGAGAGAGGUAAUGUUUUUGGUAAGACUUUUAAUGUGGAAACAAACCCUGUUCCUUCAAGAAAAAUAUCCUGUAAAUGUGACUCAUGUGGAAAGAGUUUAAAAUCUACUUCAGAAUAUAUUAGUAGUGAUGGAAGCUAUGCAAGAAUGAAGCCUGAUGAAUGUAGUGCAUGUGGGAAAUCACUUCUCCAUGUUAAGCUUGAAAAAACUCAUCCAGGAGAUAAACCUUAUGAAUUGAAUCAAAAUAGGGAGGCUUAUGCUCUAAAUGAAGGUAUUUUCCAGAACAUUCAUAUUUUAGAGAAGCCCUGUGAAUAUAUAGAAUAUCAGAAAGCCUUUCAAAAGGGUACAGUGUUUGUUAAUCAUAUGGAGGAGAAGCCCUACAAGUGGAACGAAUCUGAAAUAGCCUUUCUCCAAAUGUCAAACCUCAGUGUGCACCAGAGAGCUCAUAUGGAAGUGAAGCCCUAUGAAUGCAAUGCAUGUGGGAAAUCCUUCUGUAAAAAGUCAAAAUUUAUUAUACACCAGAGGACUCAUACUGGAGAGAAACCUUAUGAAUGUAACCAAUGUGGGAAAUCCUUCUGCCAGAAGGGAACCCUCACUGUACAUCAGCGAACACACACAGGGGAGAAGCCCUAUGAAUGUACUGAAUGUGGGAAAACCUUCUACCAGAAGUUACACCUCGUUCAACAUCAGAGAACUCACUCAGGAGAGAAGCCCUAUGAAUGUAGUUAUUGUGGAAAAUCCUUUUGCCAGAAGACACAUCUCACACAACACCAGAGAACACAUUCAGGAGAGAGACCCUAUGUUUGUCAUGACUGUGGAAAAACCUUCUCCCAGAAGUCAGCACUUAAUGACCAUCAGAAAAUUCACACAGGCGUGAAACUCUAUAAGUGCAACGAGUGUGGGAAAUGCUUCUGCCGCAAGUCUACUCUGACUACACACCAGAGGACACACACAGGAGAGAAACCCUACGAAUGCAAUGAAUGUGGGAAAUUCUUCUCUAGGUUGUCAUAUCUCACUGUACAUUACAGAACUCAUUCAGGAGAGAAGCCCUAUGAAUGUAACGAAUGUGGGAAAACCUUCUACCUGAACUCAGCCCUCAUGAGACAUCAGAGAGUCCACACAGGAGAGAAGCCCUAUGAAUGUAAUGAAUGUGGAAAGUUAUUCUCCCAGUUGUCAUACCUCACUAUACAUCAUAGAACUCACUCAGGAGUGAAACCCUAUGAAUGUAACGAAUGUGGGAAGACCUUCUACCAGAAUUCAGCCCUUUGUAGACAUCGGAGAAUACAUAAAGGAGAGAAACCCUAUGAAUGUUACAUAUGUGGGAAGUUCUUCUCUCAGAUGUCAUACCUCACUAUACAUCAUAGAAUUCAUUCAGGAGAGAAGCCCUAUGAAUGUAAUGAAUGUGGGAAAACCUUCUGCCAGAAUUCAGCCCUUAAUAGACAUCAGAGAACACACACAGGAGAGAAAGCCUAUGAGUGUUAUGAAUGUGGGAAGUUCUUCUCUCAGAUGUCAUAUCUCACUAUCCAUCAUCGAAUUCAUUCAGGAGAGAAACCUUUUGAAUGUAACGAAUGUGGGAAAGCCUUCUCUCGGAUGUCAUACCUUACAGUACAUUAUAGAACUCAUUCAGGAGAGAAGCCCUAUGAAUGUAACGAAUGUGGGAAAAAAUUCUACCACAAAUCAGCCUUCAAUAGCCAUCAGAGAAUUCACAGGAGAGGGAAUAUGAAUGUACUUGAUGUGGGAAGGCUUCUCUGAAGUCACACCUCAUUUAAUGUCACAGAACCCUCAAUAUAAUGAAUCAGAAACUCCUACCGUCCUAAAAGACAGUUCACACAGAUGAGUGUGGACAAGCCUUUGAGCAUUAGUCAGACUUGGAAUCUGGAAGUUCGCAGGACGGAACCCACAACUGUAACUAGGCCCCAUGAUCGGUUGACAGGAGUAAAAAUUUAUUGAUACUUAAAUUGUGCAUAGUUUAACCAUGGAUUCAAACUGUUUCACGUAUCAGGGAAUUCAGACCAAGGGAAAAUCUCUCAAGUUAAGGAAUGUGGAGAACAUAUUCUGUUGGAAAUUAUGAAUACUGAAAGUUAUGUUUCUGAUAAAAUAUGAAGCUUUUUGUAAAAAAGCCACAGAAGAUGGUUGUUGUGAAUAAACAUGCUCCUUAUGUAAAUAGAAGCUGUAAAGUUGUCAGGUAGCUAAUCAAGACAGCAACAUGGCAACAUUAAGCUCAUAUAUGAGUGGGUCCUGAGGAUGUAGGACUAAUGCUUUUGAGGGUGUUUUGGUCUGUUUGUUUGCUUUUUAAGAUGCUGCAUUACAGGAAUUGGAUGUUCAGUUUGAAUCAUGUUUGAAAAGACAUUGUAUCCUUAUUAGAAUAAUUUCUAAGGCAUAUGGUAAUGACCCAUUUUAAGUAGCAUGGCUAUGUUAGUAUCUUAAUAUGCAUUGUUACUGAACUAAUAUUUGAAAGAUAUGAAGUAUGCUUCUUUUUGUAAUCCUCCCUGGUAUUUAUAAAUGCAUUUUAUCAUUGUUAAUGAACUAAGUCUUCCAUAAGGGAGCCAGCGUUUUUAAUAAUGUUUUCAAAUGUAUCUGAGUUAGCAAGAGAUAGAAAUCUAUGCAAAAAAUAGAAAAUGGCAUAAAUAAUUUAAAAUUGUUAAUGCCAGAAGUCUGUAGUGAGGAACAUAGGACUCAUUGCACUCAGUACAGUUUUUAAGAUAUACCUAAAACAGUUUCAUUUUAAUCUAAUUUUUUUCACCUACUGUUUUUUAUUUAGAUGCCUAUGUAAGUGUAAGUGUGCAGAGCACACAUAAUGUGUAACCUAGGAAUUAACUGUAAUUUUAUUUGAUAAGAUGGUGUUUUUAAACACCGUGCUUUGCUCCUUCCUGAAUGGAUUAAGAGUGGGUUCAUACGGGUUUGUAGCUGGCAUUGUUGGGUGACCACCCUACUCACUCGCUUCUUAUUGUUGGCUGGCCAAGUUUGGGUAUCCAUUCCUCCUGACAGAACAGAAUAAAUCCUGAUUAGUUUCAGCCAAUAAUGAUAAUCCCUUUCUCAUGGCCAGCAACUGGUUUAGAGUGGUCCGAGAACCCAAUUCUAGACAAAUAAAGGAAAUAUCUGACAGGUUAUUUCUGGAAAAGUUUUCUUCAAAGCUUCAAGGAAUCAUGCUGGGUGACAUGGAACCUUGUUGAACUUUUCCUUGUCUGGAUGUGAUGCCUGGCUCUGUCUUUCAACAAUGAAUUAUGAUAAUAAUUUGCACAUGGCAGUGCAGAAAGAUUGGAAGAACCUGGGACCUGGACAAUGCUCUUGAGCCACUGAACCAUCCAGCCAUUUAGCCAUUCCACCUCUGGACUGUUUCUUUUCUGAAAGACUAAAUUUAUUUUUAAGCUGAUUGAUUUAGGUUGCUUUUAGGGAUAACUACAGAUACAGAGUUUGUAGGAGUUACGCAAUUGAGAAGUGGACUUUAGGCAAAUCAUUUAUUUUGAGGUGCUGAUAUAGAAAUUAUCUUAUUUUCUGUAAAUUUUGGUGUAAAUAGUUUGAAUAUUAGAAAACCUGAAACCAUUAAAUGUGUAUGUUUUCCUGAAUUGUUAUGUUACUGACCUAAGAACCUCUGGAACCUGAUACGAUGUCAGGUAUAUCUUUCUUUUGAUAAUGCAUGACAUAAAUUUUGUUUAGGUUAAUUUGUUAUUCAUGGAUCAUUGCUACCAUGUUGUUGACAAUAUAUGGUGUGAGGUAAGGACCUACUUUUGUUGUCCAGUGAUUAGCCUGAUGAGAGCCUGUAUUAUUUGAGUAAUUCACCCCUUACCACGGAGAUGAAAUGCCAUGUUUCUCAUGUAUUUCUAUCAGUCACUCAAGGCACCUGUUUUUAUUGCUUAUCACUUUUCCACCAUAUUUGUCUAGAUGAUCUUGAGUCUGCUACAUAACAGGAAUUAAAGUUCUGGUAGAGUGUAUAAUAGUUUUGUGUAGCAACUAUAUAUUCAUAGUAUAUUUGUUGAAAUGAUAUUUACAGAGGUUUCCUACACUAGUGGGAAGUAGCUUAAAUACACAGUAUGCAUUUUAAGUAAAAUAUUUGAAAAGUUUAAAUGGUUUACCACAUUCUUUUUCUCUUAUGGAGUGCCUGACAUGAAAGGGUCCUGUACAUGUAAGUGGUCCUCAACUGCCUCUUCAGUAAUGCAGUCAUGAUUGUUUCAGAGAUGUCAGUGUUUUCAUAUUAUUACAUCUCUGAAAUUAGAAUCUAUAGCAUGUUCUGAUUCAACUGGCAUCGAUUUUUUUUUCUUCCUUAGAGGUACUUAAAAUAAUGGGUUGUCUUAGAUUUGAUGGAAUGCAAUAUUUGAAAAGUUUUUAACUAUUCCCGGCAAGGCCUAAAAGUUCAUGAAAGGAGGCACCACAGGGAUGGUUCUGUUUCCCCACCCAGCAGCAAAGUCAUAAUGUGGAAUUGGGGCAGAGCAGGAGUACUUGCUCUUUAUACACAGUGACCUCAUACUGUGGAGUAUGAGCAGAUUUGGAACUCCCAGGGGGUUUCCAAGGGCUGAGCAGGAGGUUGACCCCUCCUGGCACAUAGAGGUGAGAUUCCCCCAGUUUUUUUUGUUUGUUUUUUCAGUUACCCUAGUGUUAGUGAAAUGGUGGUUCAUUUGUUGCUUCUGUGGCCUCUCAAACAGGUCAAAAUGAAGACCAUUCCUAACACCAGGGCCCUCUUCUGAGGCCACAGAGAGUCACCCUCUCUUUAUUCCACCUCAGUGUGGUUGGCUGGGCUGUCCACUCUAGUGCCCCAAAGAAGGUUGUAUGGAUAGAUAUUGGUAAAGAUGUAUUGGUAUGUUUGUAUACUGUGGAAGUAUGUAAAAUGAUACAGGCAUCUGGGAAACUAACCUGGAAAUACCUUUUAAAUUCAAUAAUAUGUGUGCUUUAUCAUGCAGUAGUACCCCAAUCUGUUUAUAGAUCCCAGAGAAAUUCUAUACACAGGAGGAUGUAUAUACAGGGAAUUUCACCACAGCAGGACUUUUGAGAUGUCCUAGGUGACUGUCAUUAGAAAAGGUGAGUAAAAUGUGGAUCAAGCAGUGGGGUGGUGUCCAGCAGUUAGCAGUGUGUGCUCUGUUGUAGCACAGUUGAUUAACACUUUUACAUAUGAAUGAAAAAAAAUAGAUGGAAUGAGAUUUCAUGCAACUAAAAAACGUUUACAUCAAUUAAAGUUACACACACACCAUCAUAGAGGCUACAGUAGUAUGUGCUUAAGGUCAGUGUGAGUACCUGUGGGGGAAGGGAUGGAAUUGGGGUUUGGCAUGAAGAAACAGUGGGGUCCACACAGAAACCAAUGCUGAUAAUAAGUAUGUUUUUAACUGAGUAGUACAGUUAACACUGUGCUCAGGACUCCUCCAGAAAUAUGAAAACAUGCACACAGGAAAAUUAAAGGCCCCUAAUUAAAAUCCCCAAUAAUGUUUUAUUCUGUUCAGUUUUAGCCAGAAUUUUAUUAGGUACCUAAAUGAUGCCUCCUGUGCCUUUUCUGGCAACUUCUACCCAAGCCAACUUUCAAGAAAAUGGCACAGCUGCUCCACCUGUUGGUCACUUUGUACUUGUAAACGUCCUUACAAUGAAAGAGUGUUCUACAUGUGAGUGUCUGCAUCACUUCGUAGAACUCAGUGUAAUAAACUGGGCUGCUGACUGUACUACAGUGUUACCCUGCUUUGUUUAUGAAAGAGAUUCCCCCUUCAGUUUCAACUGGCACAUCACUGGAGAUUUGACUUCUCAACUUACCUUUCAGGUAGGUGUGGCCAGGUGAUUAUGUUGGAGCCCAUUACGGAAAUCUGUCGUCAUCCUCUGAGUCACAUUCUUAAAAGUUGGUUCUUCACUGCCUUUCCUCCUUCCCUUGCUUGGGCUGUGACUGAUAGAACU